Messenger RNA from Chroicocephalus ridibundus (black-headed gull), 3366 nucleotides. RefSeq names its product retinol dehydrogenase 7-like. The transcript has 6 exons. Gene Ontology annotation, molecular function: all-trans-retinol dehydrogenase (NAD+) activity. Gene Ontology annotation, cellular component: intracellular membrane-bounded organelle. The coding region runs from base 2253 to 3275 and encodes 340 amino acids. NCBI's taxonomy places the organism in Eukaryota, Metazoa, Chordata, Aves, Charadriiformes, Laridae. Gene Ontology annotation, biological process: retinol metabolic process; steroid metabolic process. The record is from RefSeq and is a predicted model, not a curated record.
GACACCACCUACUUUGAUCUUUAUCUUUAGAAAUUAUUGUUUGGCUCGUUUAAUUCAAGUUUCUGUCAGACCACAAUAUCAGUUGCUGCGAGACCCUAGCAAUGCGAAGGUUAACAUUUAAAGGAAAACACAAACAGAAUUUGGGACAGGGCACACUAGCCGUAAAUAUAUUCUUUAAAUUAGAAAUGCAGGAAAAACACCAGCUGCUCAAUUUAUUACUUCUCACUGUUUGGAGGGUCAGAUUCUGCUGGCAUUUUCGCUCCUGGAACCAGAUGCUACGUUUACUUAGACGCCAGCAACAAAAGCCAGUGACUUCUGGAAAUGAGCAAACGACAGUGUGCUCUGCUAUGGCUACCAAAGCCUGUCCUGCUCACAAGACUGCAUAAGGCAGGUGAAUAUUUAGACAUACGUUUUUAGGGACUGGAAGGGACUUGUUCAGGAGAAGAUCCAUGACUUCCACAAGGUCAGAACAUCUUGGGGGACAGCACCCACAGGCCCUCGCUUCAGUUAACUUGUUAAAGCCAGCGCACAAAGGUGCGCUUCAAAACCUCCACUUGUCCAGCAGGAAUAACGUUAGCUUCUUGCUUUUCACUUGAGAACUAGAUUUCCUUCCCCAAUGUUACGUUUCGAGCAGGGUAAUUUUUCCACAUCGCUUCUAGGAGUCAGGGAUCUCAUUAUGAAAUGCACCUAAGGAGUCAGUGGGAAAUCAGAUAGUCAAGUGCCGCUUUCUGCAGAUGAAAGACUGUUUCACGCCAUGCUCUCUGAUGGAAAGCUACAUAUGGAGCUCACAUUUUGCUUAUGUCAUUUCUCUUACAUUAUGUUCCCUUGCCUGCUGUACUCUGAGCAAGUUGGAGGAUCCUCUGUGAGAAAGGGAACUUAUUGGAAAAAUUCCCCAUUUCGAUGUUUUCCGAGAUGCUAAGCAGGAUCUGUUCAGCUUUCUGAAAUUAUCAUCUACAGUUCCAAAGCAGUUUGCUUGGAAAAAAAUUAGCAGUAGAGAAAAAGAAACUCCUUUUAUGUUUUUCUCUCCAUUUGUGUGGCAAAGGAUUGCGAACUACACCACCAGGACUCCUGACCUGACACUCCUGGAGAAAUGUUCCCCUGCAACGGGCUUUGCGUGCUGGUGGAGUGCUGUUUUGUGGUCAUUUCAACCACACUGUAGAGCCUGUUGUUUGAAUCAGGCCAGAUAGGACAAGGCAGGCACAGCAGGUGGAAAUCUCUGCCAGCCCCCUGCCGAAUCACCAAAUCUCCAUCAAGCUGCACACCUCUCCUGACUGCCCCCAGUGCUGAAAGCGCAGUAACAACCAACACCGCAGCUCGGGCUGGUGUGGCGCGCAGAGCGACAAAAGAAACAAGAAUUUCAAGGCCCAAGCUGAAACGAGCAGGGAGAGAAACCGAAGGAAGAAGAGCUGCCCACCAAGCAGAGGGUGAACUAACAACUCUGCAGCUCCUGGCAGGGGUCACUUGCCACCGUCUGCUCAACUGAGUGGGGCCAGGUCACUUCCAGCUUCAUCCUACGAGCUUCUGUUUGGACAGUUUGUAGAAUUGUAGCCUUUAUUUGAAAAACAUUGCUUAGUUACUCAGGCAAUCCAUUUGCUUCUAGUAUCAAAAAGCUGCCUCCAGACUAGAAAAAAUAAUUUCAUCCCUGGAAGUUUUCACAUACAAGGAUGUAUCUUAAAAGAUUAAGUCAUGUCCAUAAUGACUAGCUCACAUGCAGGAGAAAAGGUGGAAGUCUGAACCAGGCCCUCCUAAAUCAAAUGAAAGACUCCUGCUGGUUUCAAGAGGAAUCACAGAUCAGUCCUUCCCAGAUGAGGAGAUCAGGUCUUCCUAAUGAGUCUUGACAGCCCCACAGGCUCUGUCGAUUACUAUAUAUAGCCAGCGAUGCUUACACAACAUAGGUAGGACAGGCAGGCAUGAAGCAUGUACAGAAGAUUAACACCAAGUCCCUAAGGUAGAAACAUCACAGUACGAGUCAUUAUCAACAGCAGGGAGAGGGACUGUGCUUGUCAAACGAUGUACAGCAAUCGGAAUGCACCACCAGACACAGGAUUUACAGUGAUAUUUUUCUGGAAACUAUCACCAUGCAGAUCUUGGUGCACAAGCUUAUGAGUUUGUCUUGGGCAACUUCUAUAUUCUGACACUGGAAAUAACCGGCGAAGGCAACUCGUGAGCACCUGGAGGUAUAGACUGAGCCUGCAGAUGUCCCCAGAAUGUAUCGCUUCAUUCCUUGAAAACAAUCACAUUUUAAAGGCCAGAUGUCUGAACCUCUACACCUCUCACUUUCAGACUCACUGCACAUAGCAAUUUUGGCUUCCAUACUUUCUUUUAUCAUUUACUGGCUCAUCAGAGACAGUCACAGAGUGAGAAACCCGAGUGGAAAGCACAUCUUCAUAACAGACUGUGACACCAGACUUGGAAAGUCACUGGCUAAAUGGCUUGACAAAAGAGGAUUUUGUGUCAUUGCUGCAUGUGCCACAGAAAAAGGAGGCCAAGAGCUACAGUCGUGCUCUUCACUCUCGCUGAAGACAGUGAACCUGAACUUAGCUGACUCCAACAGCAUUGCCAGAGUUGUGGCAUUUGUGACCAAAGAGACAGCUGGCAAGGGGCUUUUUGGCUUGGUGAGCAAUGCUGAAGGACCAGCACCUGUAGCGCCCACUGACUGGCUGAGGAUUGAAGACUUCCACUCAGUGCUGGAUGUUAGUCUGCUGGGAUUGAUUGAAAUCACACUCAAGCUUCUGCCACUUCUGAAAAAAGCUGAGGGAAGAUUAGUCAAUCUAAUUAAUGCCAAAGGUCUCAUGGCUUUUGUAGGGGGUGGCUCCAGCCUCUCCAAAUGGGGCAUGGAAGCUUUCUCUGACAUCUUACGAAUAGAGAUGCAGCAUUUUGGAGUGAAAGUAAGCAUUGUUGAGCAUGGUUUCUUUAAGGCAGGAGUAGUUAAUUCAGAUGUCAUCGAGAGAGACCUCUUAAGACUUUGGAACAGACUGACUCCUGAGAUCAGGGAUUCAUAUGGGGAAAAAUACUUUCUUGAAUAUAUAAAAGCUCAAAGAUCAUCAGUGAAAAGACUGUGUGACUCCGAUAUUUCUAAGGUCAUAAAAUGCAUGGAACAUGCCCUGGUAGCAAAGUACCCCAGGAGACGAUACAGAGCUGGGUGGGAUGCAAAGUUCUUUUGGUUGUUUCUCUCCUAUGCCCCAAGCUGUUUAUCUGACAUGCUGCUGUGUAUGAUGUUUCCAGCUCCAGCAGCUAGUGGGAGAUCAGCUCCUGGAGUUCUAAUUGACAUUUAGUAUUAAGCAGUAUCAGCUCUGCAGAAAUAAAUAUUAAUCCUGUCAAAACCAGAUGUCGUCUUCUUUACCAGUUACUAAACUGCUUAAAUUC